Messenger RNA from Ochotona curzoniae (black-lipped pika), 3572 nucleotides. It is a transcript of the gene PTCHD3, whose product is annotated as patched domain containing 3. The record is from RefSeq and is a predicted model, not a curated record. Lineage: Eukaryota; Metazoa; Chordata; Mammalia; Lagomorpha; Ochotonidae. The transcript has a single exon. Bases 1 to 3507 code for a protein of 1168 amino acids. Gene Ontology annotation, cellular component: membrane.
AUGGAGCCCCAGGCGGAGUCGGAUCCUGAUGCGGGGCAGGAGGCCCAGCAGGAGCCAGAGGCAGAAGUGACGACGCCCGAGGAGCCGCCCACGACCGAGACCUGGGUGGGUCCCGAGAGACAGGUGUCCGAGGCUGGACUGGUUCCUGAGAAGCCGGCCUCGCAGACGAAGGUGGAGCCCGAGAAACUCGUGCAAGCUGCCAGCCUUGCAUCCCAGAAGUCGGCGUCCCGGAUGAGGGUGGAGCGUACGAAAUCUCUGCCAAUUGCCAGCCUCGGGUCAGAGACUAAGGUGGAUUUCAAGAAACUCUUGCCGGUUGCCAGCUUUGGGUCCCCAAAGCCGGCAUCACAGAAGUUGGAAUCAGAGACGAAAGUGGAGCCCGAGAAACUCCUGCCGGUUGACAGCCUUGCGCCCCAGAAGUCGGAAUCAGAGACGACGGUAGAACCCGAGAAACUCCUGCCGGUUGACAGCCUUGCGCCCCAGAAGUCGGAAUCACUAACGAAGGUGGAGCCGGAAAAACUUCUCCAAGUUGACAGCCGUGCGCCCCAGAAGCCAGAAUCACAGAUGACGGUAGAGCCCGAAAAACUCCUCCAAGUUGACAGCCGUGCGCCCCAGAAGCCGGCAUCACAGACAGAGCCCGAGAGACUCCUGCCGGUUGCCAGUUUUGGGUCCCAGAAGCCGGCAUCACAGACGGGGGUGGAACAUGCGAAGCCGGUAUCUCGGAGGAGACUGGAGCCUGAACCUGCCGGACAGUCGCAGUCUGAGAAGGGGAGGGAACCAACCUCCAAGAGGUUGUCCAAGGCCAAGACCCCCUUGGUGGUGCCCACGGAGGCCAAGGCAGAUGCUGCGUUCCUCAGGUCCCCGGAGCAGCCCUCCCAGCGGAGAGCCUCGUCCAGGUCGCAUAAGACACAGUCCCAGCAGCUGCGGGACAGGUGGGAAUCGGCGGCAGGGGACCUGUUGCCGUUAGCUGUCCUCUCUAGGCGCAAAUGUAACACUAACUGUAUAGAGGCACCGAUGGUCCGGGUCUUUGGGAGACUGGGCUGGGCCGUAGGCUCUCAUCCCUGGUUCUUCCUGCUGCUGCCCAUGGUGCUGACGGGGCUGUUGGGCAUCGGCUUGGUCUACCUACCCUGGGGGGGCAUGGAGAACUUGGAGGAGCAGUACACACCCAUCGGGAGCCCCGCCAAAGCAGAGCGGCGCUUCGUUCAGGGACAUUUCACCACCAACGACUCCUAUCGGUUCUCCGAUUCCCGCAGGAGCACCGAGACCAAUUUCCUGUCCAUCAUCGUGGUGUCCAAAGGCAAUUCGGUGCUGCACAGAGACAUCUUUACCGAGAUCAGCAGACUGGACAGGGCGGUGCAAACCAUGGCUGUGAGGCAGAACAGAAUGGAAUUUCGGUACCACAAAGUGUGUGCCAAGUACAAGACGUUCUGCGUCCCCUGCAACCCGCUGCUGUACGCCUGGCAGCGGAACCCCCAGCUCAACCUGAGCCAGGUGACUUUCCCCAUCUUCAACCACAACAACCAUCCCGUCUACCUGGCUGGCUUCUUUGGCAAAACCACUCUGGGAGAGAAUUUGGGAAUGAGCCAGUUGCUGGUGGAAGCCAAAGCCAUGCGGCUGCUGUAUUACCUCAAGACGGAGCGCAGGGAGGACAACGAGCUCAGUAAAAAGUGGCUCACCCACUUCCUGAGCCAGUUCAACAACAUGAAGCACCAGCUGGCCUUGCAGCACGUGCAGCUGGUGCACUUCACGUCGCUCUCCAGGCAGAUGGAGUUCGAGGCCACUUCCGAGACGGUCAUCCCUCUGUUUUACUGGGCGUACUCUCUGCUCGUCGUCUUUGCCAUCAUCUCGUGCUAUAGGCUGGACUGUGUGCGCAACAAGAUGUGGGUGGCCGUGUUUGGAGUGAUCUGUGUGGUCUUGUCGGUGGUGAGCAGUUUCGGGCUGAUGCUCUUCGUUGGGGUGCCGUUUGUGAUCAUCGUCGCCAACUCGCCCUUUCUUAUUCUAGGUGUGGGGGUGGACGACAUGUUCAUCCUGAUCUCCGCCUGGCAGAAGACCAAACUCUUGCAGAACACGAGGGAGCGCGUGUCGGAUGUGUACUCCAGGGUGGCGGUGUCCAUCACCAUCACCACCCUGACCAACGUCCUGGCCUUCUACACGGGGGUCAUGAGCUCCUUCAGGUCCGUGCAGUACUUCUGCAUCUACACGGGGACGAGCCUGGUCUUCUGCUAUCUCUACAGCAUCACCUGCUUUGGCGCCUUCAUGGCCCUAGACGGCAGAAGGGAGAGGAAGUGCUUCGACUGGUUGAAGAAGCCCGACCCCAGGUACUUCUCGCUUAAAAAGUUCUGCUGUCUCCCCUGUGGCGCUGUCAUUGACGAAGAAGGGACCGACAUCCAUCCCAUGAACGUGUUCUUCAGGGACUAUUUCGGUCCCUUCCUGACCAACAUCUGGUCCAAACUGCUCGUGGUGCUGUUGUACUUCGGGUACCUCAGCAGCAGCAUAUACGGCUGUUUCCGAGUGCAGGAAGGGUUGGACGUUAGAAAUCUGGCCAGCGACGAUUCGUACAUCAUACCGUACUUCAACACGGAGGAGGACUACUUCUCCGACUUUGGCCCCAGGGUCAUGGUGGUGGUUACUGAACCCGUUGACUACUGGAACGAACGUGUCAGGCAGAAACUGGAGAAAUGCAUCACGGAUUUUGAAAACAAUGACUUUAUCAAUAAAAACCUGACAGAAUUCUGGUUACCGACGUACGUGAACUAUCUGAAACAAACAGGGCUGGACCCCAACGAUAAGCAGGUUUUCAUGAGCAACCUCGCCCCCUUCUUAGCUAGUGUGUCCUUUUUUAUGUACGAUCUGAAUGUUUCAUCUUCCAAUGAAAUCAUUGCUUCCCGGGGCUUUAUCCAGUCCAUGGACAUCUCCACUUCCAGCAGCAAGAAGACGAUGCUGCUGCAGUUACGAGAGAUAGCCGAGAAGUGCGAAGUCCCCCUCCUGGUGUACAACUAUGCGUUUAUAUAUUUUGAUCAGUACGCCGCCAUCAUAGAGAACACGAUUCGCAACGUCAUGGUGGCGUCGUCGGUGAUGCUCAUUGUCGCCCUGCUGCUGAUCCCUCACCCGGUCUGCUCCUUGUGGGUGACGUUUGCGAUCGCUUCUGUGAUUGUGGGAGUGGUGGGGUUCAUGUCCUUCUGGAAUGUGAACCUCGACUCCAUAUCCAUGAUCAACCUGGUCAUCUGCAUAGGGUUUUCGUUCGAUUUCUCGGCACACAUAUCCUACGCCUUUGUCUCCAGUGCUGAGCCCUCGGUCAACGGAAGAUCCAUUGAGGCGUUGUACCUGCUGGGCUACCCCAUCCUGCAGAGUGCCAUUUCAACAGUCAUAGGCGUGUGUGUGUUGUUUGCAGCUAAAGCAUACAUUUUCAGAACAUUUGCUAAAAUUAUGUUCCUUGUUAUGUUGUUUGGGGCCACUCACGGCCUCGUUUUUAUUCCAGUGUUCUUAACAUUCUUUGGAAAAGUUCUAUGAAUAUCCGUGAACAAAUCAAGGAUCAAGACGGAAUUCCCGAUUGUCCCAAUCCAAUCUGAUAAAAA